Molecule: messenger RNA, 447 nt
Organism: Meloidogyne enterolobii
Lineage: Eukaryota; Metazoa; Nematoda; Chromadorea; Rhabditida; Meloidogynidae
Source: the annotation of a GenBank genome assembly
AUGUUUUUUUGGAUAGGCAUUCCAAUAAUAUAUGGUCUAAAUAUAAUUACAUGGUCAAGGCCAAAUGUAUUUACCGGCAUCUACUUUGGUUGGUUCUUCAAUCCGCACAUUGGAUAUAUUGAUAAUGUUGAUCAAGAAUAUGAGAACACUUUUCAUACAGUCCACAAUAUAUCAGUCAUAAUUAUUCUUACAAUAACAUACUUAGCAUUUUGUAUAAUUUUUGUACUAAAAUCUAAACAAGGAGGACAACAUUCCAAUCAACAAAGCUAUUCUGAACUAAUGAUUUUUAUUCAAAUCUUUUUGAUUAGCUUAUCUAAUAUUCUUGGCGCUUCCAUUUAUGUUUAUAUGCAAUAUAUCGACUCGGAUGAAGUUCUUAUUAUACUUGGUCAAUUUUUUUGGUUGAAUGCACACGGUCAAAAAUAUUUUUAUAUUAUUUACAUAGUAUGA